Molecule: messenger RNA, 1230 nt
Organism: Daldinia caldariorum
Lineage: Eukaryota; Fungi; Ascomycota; Sordariomycetes; Xylariales; Hypoxylaceae
Product: Clavaminate synthase-like protein
Exons: 2
Coding region: 1-1230 (409 amino acids)
Molecular function (GO): oxidoreductase activity
Source: RefSeq, a predicted model, not a curated record
AUGGCUCCCGCCGUAGACGUUGAGACACCGGUUGAUGUCAUCCAGAGCUUGAAAACCAAGGCUAAACAAGUAGAUCGCUCAAUCUUCCCAGAUGGACUGAAGACUACAGGUCAACAUCCACCGCUGUAUGAUCAGCUUUACCCUUACAGCGCGUUUCCUAAACGCAUCGAGGGACCUACAGAGUGGAAGGCAGAGGACUAUGCCAACAAUCCGGAGAGAUGGGUCCACCAAUUCUCCGCGGAGGAACUGGCUGAGAUAUACAAGGCGGCGGAUAACUUCAUAAAUCUAGGUCUGCCACUAACCGGAAUCUCAAAAGAAAACUUCCGACUUCCAAACUUAGAAUCGGCAUUGGAGACUAUGCGUCGCGAGCUUCUAAACGGAAAGGGUUUUAUUCUGUAUAAAGGCUUCCCCGUCAACGAAUGGGGGAUCCCUAAAUCGGCCGUUGCCUAUAUGGGCCUGGGAGUCUACAUCGGCUACCCGGUAUCGCAGAAUGGCCAUGGGCACAUCCUGGGCCACGUCAAGGACCUCGGGGAGGACAGCACGCAGAUCGACAAGGUGCGAAUAUACCGGACCAACGCGCGGCAGUUCUUCCACGCGGACGACUGCGACAUCGUCGGGCUGCUCUGCCUGUCCAAGGCGGAGUUCGGCGGCGAGUCGGACGUGGCCUCGAUCCACAACGUGUGGAACAUCCUGCAGGAGGAGCGGCCCGACGUCGCGGAGCUGCUCACGAAGCCGAUCUGGUACUUCGACCGCAAGGGCGAGGUCUCGGAGGGCGAGGAGCCGUACAUCCGGACGUCGGUGUUCUACCUCGAGACGCCGGACCCGGCAGACCCGGCGCGCGAGCAGCGCGUGUACUGCAAGUGGGACCCGUACUACGUGCGCAGCCUGACGCGGUUCUCCGACAAGGGGAUCAUCCCGCCGCUGUCCGCCGAGCAGCAGGAGGCGACGAGGGUCCUCGAGGAGACCUGCGAGCGGGUGAAGCUGCACAUGGUCCUGGACGUGGGUGACAUCCAGUUCGUCGCCAACUCGCACACGCUGCACGCGCGCACGGCGUACCGCGACUUCGGUCCCGACAGCGGCAAGCCCAGGCGCCACCUGCUGAGGCUGUGGCUGUCGGUGCCGCAGGACGAGGGCGGUUGGAGACUGCCGUUCUGGGACUCGGACGAGAAGAAGCGCGGGGGGAUCCAAGUUAAUGAUAACGCACCGGUGGCGAGGCUAGAGGCGGAUUAG